Molecule: messenger RNA, 1254 nt
Organism: Ceutorhynchus assimilis (cabbage seed weevil)
Lineage: Eukaryota; Metazoa; Arthropoda; Insecta; Coleoptera; Curculionidae
Source: the annotation of a GenBank genome assembly
AUGAGUCGUCACGAAGGAGUCAGCUGCGAUUCAUGCCUAAAAGGAAACUUCAGAGGCCGCAGAUACAAAUGUCUAGUUUGCUACGAUUACGACCUUUGCGCUGUUUGCUACGAAACCGGAGCCACCAACACUCGGCACACCACCGAUCACUCCAUGCAAUGUAUUUUAACCAGAUCUGAUUACGACGUUUAUUAUGGAGGCGAAGCCAUCAGCACUCUGGAAAUGCCUCAGUCGUAUACUUGCCCUUAUUGCGCUCGCAUGGGAUUCACUGAUGUAACUUUGCAGGAGCACGUUACUGCUGAACAUCAGGACACUAACUUUGAAGUUGUGUGCCCUCUUUGCGCAGCAAUGCCCGGUGGAGAUCCAAAUCUAAUGACUGACGAUUUUGAUGGACACUUGAAGUUGGAACAUCGUUCAGGGCCUCGCGAUCUUAUUUCAUUUCUUGAUGAACCUGUAGCGAGUCGUCACAAUGUAAGACGUAUACCGCACACAUCUUCAUCACACCCUUCAGCUACUAGAGGAUCUACUACACUAAGACCGCGCCGAUCCAACAUGCACUUUAAUGUUUUUAGUUCUGGCGGUUUGUCAUCUUUAAGUCCAUCAGCUCGUGAAAAUGUGGAUCCAAUCGCAGAGCUGCUUUCUCAACUUUCUGGUGUGAGACGUUCUACUAGUAACACUUCCAGUAGCACUCCCACACAGCUUCAACAGCUUCAAAUGCAAUUACAGCUCGAACGACAACAAGUGAAUGCAGCUAGACAAAAUUUAGAACGUUUUCCAAGGCGUUCGGCCCAAAAUCAAACAAUUAGGGAACCACAUACUUCAAACUUUGGAACGUCUACGAUUUUGCUCAAUGCUUCUCCUGUUAUGGUUCAAUCUACUAACACUCCUCCAGCGCCUACACAGGGGUACAACUCUCAAUUCCUUUUAUCAGGUUUAUUAGAAGAAAUGUCUUUAAAUUCUACUCCGAGUGAAGAACGUCACGAACGUGCUAGUUUUGUACAAGAAUUGAUAUUAUCUACACUAUCAACUCCUGCUGAUGGAGGUGAAAGCUACGAGGAAAGGUUUAAAAAACUAAUUAAAUCGAGCCGAUCUGCUUUCGAUUUUGCUGAAGAAGGCGAAGUCAGACCACAACGUUUAAGUAACACUGUAUUGAGAGGACGGGCUAGACAGGACAACCACAACGCUAGAAGAAGGGCCGAAGCGAAUCGCAAGGAUAAGAAUAAUGACGAUUCUGAGCCCGAGAGAGACAGAUAG